Ordospora colligata OC4 is the source of this 762-nucleotide messenger RNA. Its product is annotated as NAD kinase. Gene Ontology annotation, molecular function: NAD+ kinase activity. The record is from RefSeq and is a predicted model, not a curated record. Lineage: Eukaryota; Fungi; Microsporidia; Ordosporidae. The transcript has a single exon. Gene Ontology annotation, biological process: NADP+ biosynthetic process; NAD+ metabolic process. The coding region runs from base 1 to 762 and encodes 253 amino acids.
AUGGGAUUGUUCUUGCUAGUUGUUAGAGAUAGUGAAAAUACUGAGGUGGUGGAGCAUGUUAGAAGCGCGCUUGAUUGCGAUGUAGUUGACAAAAGAAUAGGCUACGAUGGUAUUAUUGUUAUUGGAGGUGAUGGGAGUGUUCUGAGGGCAGUUUCAUGUUAUGAUGAUCCUCCUAUUAUUUAUGCAGUCAACCGUGGAAAGGUUGGGUUUCUAUGCCCAAUCCCAUAUGACAAGCUGGAUGUACUGUUAUACAAGCUUGUGAGUGGAGAACAGAUCAGCAUGAAACAAUCCAUAAGGUUGUGUUUUGUAGGGAAAAGACACUUUCUGAAUGAGGCAAUAAUAAGAUCACAGGUGCCACGACUGAAUACAUUUCGGAUUUGCAUAAACAGCGUGUCGUUUAUACUAAGAGGAGAUGCUGUGAUUGUAUCUACACGCACAGGAAGUAGUGGAUACAAUGCAUCUGCAGAUGGACCGUUACUUCUUAUGGAUGGGAUUGUGAUUAAUGUUGUUGCACCAAAUAGAUGUGCAUUCAGACCGAUUGUGUGUAGUAUUGAAAGCAAGAUUAGUAUUGAGAUUGAUUCGGAUCCUCAGGUCAUCCUUGAUGGAAUAGUGUAUGAAGAGGCAGGAAGUCAUGAGAGAAUGUUUGACAUAUUUUAUAAUGGGUCUAUGGUGAGGUUUGGGUAUCUGAAUGAUUAUGAUGAGUCUAGGCAGAUUGAAGGGUUGUUUAUGCUAAAUGCAGGACCUGUGUUAAGCUUGGAAUAG